Alosa alosa (allis shad) is the source of this 9382-nucleotide messenger RNA. RefSeq names its product mucin-17. Lineage: Eukaryota; Metazoa; Chordata; Actinopteri; Clupeiformes; Clupeidae. The record is from RefSeq and is a predicted model, not a curated record. Gene Ontology annotation, cellular component: nucleoplasm. The transcript is spliced from 3 exons. Bases 768 to 8912 code for a protein of 2714 amino acids.
UACAAUGUGAAUCCAUACGAAAUAAUGUAAAAGGCAUUUGGAGCCUUUGAAAGCUUAAUAUUUCUGUCACUGUUCUACUUGCUAAGUUUCUCUAAAAGCCGUGUGCUGUCUUUUGAGACUGAGUGCUUUCAUAUUGCUGUCAAUAAAUGUACAUUUGGGCGGAUUUCAAGCACUCCAGGAAUUUCCAGGAAACUUCAAUUAACUUUAAUUAGUAUGACAUAAUCACCAAGUUGGUGAUGUUCAUCAUGUUAUCUACCCUACUACAGUGAACUUGACAUUUUGUGUCCCUUGCGCCUUCAAACACACGAUUGAGUUUGUUCCCUUGAUAGCAUUGGUCUAUAUUUAGGAGGGCCCUGUGACUGUUGGCAGAGCGUGUCAGAUUCCUAUGGUAUGCUCCUUUCUGGCUGGACUUGCACCUGCUGCAAGCUAUAACCCUAUGCUCCUACUAGGCGCAGACUGGGCAGCUUCUGCCAAACUUCAGUCAUAAAAAAAUCCAGGGCCAAAUGCGGCCAGACUGACUCUGUGGUCGGUGGAUACUCUGCAGAAGUGCUGGACUCUGCUGGAGGUCGACACUGGCUAGAAUGAGGGGUCAGUGAGGGACUGAAGACACAGGACUCCUUUGGGAGGACUAUCGGCUAGAGGAGAUGUUCAGAGAUUUCAGCAACACCCCUCACUAGAUCAGGCAGCGUGUACUUCUGAUUUGCCAUACUGGCCCCUCUACACACUGCAGCACUGCAUCCUGUGACACUGGGGUCUGUCGAGAAGCAAUGGAAAGCUGGGUCCUAGAGGGGGACAGCUACUCAUUCCUCAGCAGUGCUCCUCGCACCUUCAAUCUGCAAAAUAGGGAUCGGCCGAAUCGUGUGGAGAUCUUUGAUAUCACCAGAAUCCCGAGUCAACGUAGCGUUAUUUCUGAGACUACCUGCCUCUGUGACAUCUUUGGUGACGACGGUGAAGCACUUUCCCUCUCUAGUAGCCCGGCAUCGAAGGCAAUUUUCAAAAGGGAGGUGGAUGAAGUGACACCUGUGGACGACACCACUGAUUCAUCAGGAUCUUAUCACACAGCCAACGACUCAGAGCAGUCGAGUGAGUCGAGUGAUAAAUUCAACGAGUCAAGAGGGGCUCUGCCCUGCACCCUCGAAACUGAUUUAAAUUCAUCUGCAUCAGUGACAGCUCCAUCAGAUGGUCUGGAUACAAGUAAACCCUUACAAAAAGCUGACUAUCUGGAAUCUGACUCUAGCCCUCAAAGCACUGGGGUUUCCUCUGACAGUCAAGGAGUGAACUCAUUUUCCUUGACAGAGGCCUCUCCCAUUAAUGAGCCUUUGAGUUCAGGAGUGAUCAGCCCCAUCAACGCAUUUCAACGUGAGAAACCUGAAAAAAACUCAAUACAACCACAGCCAACUGCAACUUAUAUUUCUGAGACAGAGAAUGGUUUCUCAAGUCAAGAUGACUUCAGAGAUUUAGGCUCUCCACUUGAUAGAACAAAUAUUUGUCCAAUUCCUGUAUUUUCAAUCAUACCUGAAUCAAGAGACAGUCCUCUACUCUUUGAGACAAUAGGCUCUGCUGAUAAAAUACAGGAAGGUAAAGCGGACACAAUUUUUUUGUCUGAACCUAAGGGAAAAUCCAGUUCUUCUGAAGCCUGGACAGCAAGUUUUGUGAAUGAACAAAACAUUACAGCCUCAUACUCCGAGGAACUGUUUGAGGUAAACCAUAUUGAAAAAGGACACACCAUCCCCUCAAAUGACAUAAGGGGUACCAUUUCAACUCAGUCCGAAGUAGUUGAAUCUAAAGUAUUACCUAACUCAUCAUCAUCUGAGUCCACAGUAUCGACUGAGUUGUCCUCACCUGAAGCCACAGCAGUUGCCAGUUUACCUGAGCUUAAAGACAUAGCUAACAUUUCCUCACCAGAGUCCAUAUUAAUCACUAAUCCCCCUGAGCAUAUAGAAGUUGCUAGUUCACUCAAGCCCAAAGUUACCAGUUCAUCCGAGGUCGAAGAUUUACCUUACCUUUCCACACCUGAGCCCACAGUACCCACUAAGUCACCUGAGCCUACAUUAUUACCUACAUUUUAUUCACCUGAACCCCCAGUAGUCACUAGUUCAGGAAUACCACUUACACCCACAGGAAUUAAUUUACCUGAACCUGAACUAGCAACUAACCUUACAACACCUGAGCCCAUAGAAAUUGUUAAUUUGCCAGAACCUGAAUUAGCAGUUCAUUUCCCUUUAUCUGAACCAACAGAAAUAGUUAAUUCACUAGAACCUGAACUAGCAGCUAACUUCACUUCCUCUGAACCCAUAGAUAUUGCUAAUUCACCAGAACUUGAAUUAGCAGCUAACUUCCCUUCACCUGAACUCAUAGAAGUUGCUAAUUUACCAGAAUCUAAAUUCACAGCUAACUUCAAUUCACCUGAACCAACAGAAAUAUUUCAUUCACAAGAAUCUGAAUUCGCAACUAACUCCAAUUCACCGGAACCAACAGAAAUAUUUCAUUCACAAGAACCUGUAAACAUUGCUAAUUUCGCUUCACUUGAACACUCUAUCAUUUCUGAUUCACCAAAGCCUGAAACAGUAGCAUAUUUUUCUUCACCAGAACCCACAACAUUUAGUUGUUCAUCUGACUCUUCUGUAGCCAGUUCAGCUGAGCCCAUAACAGACAGUGAUUUAUCUGGGCUCGUAUCUGAGGCAAAUUCACCUGAGCCCAGAGAAACGGAUACUUUACCUGAAUCCACAGAAAGAGCUGUUUCAACUGAGCCCAUCACUUUUUCACCAGAGCCUAUUGUGAUUACCACUACACCAGAGCCUAAAGUUAUUACAACUUUGCCUGACCAUUUAGUAAGCCCUAACCCAUCUGAGUCCAUAGUGGUGUCUAUUACACCUGAACCGAUAUUAAUUUCAAUUUCUCCCAAAACCAUCAAUAUAUUAUCUACCCCCGAACCUACUAAAAUCAACCAGUCUCCUGAACCCACAAUAAUAACACCUGAAUUUGUUUUAAAAUCCCCAUCACCAAUGUUUAAUCGAACCUGUGUUUCACCUGAAAUACGGGUGACUUACUCAGAUGAACCUAGAGCAACGCCCUCUCCCUCUGAAGAUGUGAGAAUGAGCUACUUUGCUGAAACUAGAGCCAUGUCCAGCUCACCCCAUUCUGGCCAUGCAGCAUCCCCACUGGAUUCAAGAAGAACUACCCUGACCCCUGAGAUGAGCACUACCACACAGACAAACAGGAGAAACCUAUCACCUGAACUUAUAAAUAGAACUCCAUCGCCUUACAGAAGUACAACAACAUCACCUCAGGAAACAGGUUUGACACACAGUGUUGUGUCAUCAGAUAGGGUCAUGACAGAGUCACCUGAAAUUAGAGGCAUAACUUGUAGUGUUUUACCAAAUGAGAUGAAGCAUAUGGCACAAUCACCAGACCGUCUAUCUGUCAGAAGCCCUGAAAGCUCAAGUCUGUUGGCUGAGACCAGAAAUACGACCCCGUUCUCAGAGUUGAAGGACAUCUGCUCCUCCCCUGAACUAAACAAUGUCACCCCUGAGCCAGAGCGUUGUGUUUCAGAAUGUUCUCUUGAACUGUGGUCCCCAAGCUCCCCAUCUGCAGUGAAAGACACAGCAUCCUCACCAGAUGUACAGAAUAGAACUCUAUCACCUGAUGUUGCUGCAACUAAUUAUUCACCUAUUCGAACAUACUCACCUGGGCAACGAGGGUUAUCGAGCUCACCUGAAGAAAGAUAUGUUGGGGUUUCACCAGCUGCCACUUCACCAAUAUCUGAAGGACAUCAUCUUUCACCAAUUAGUGCAAAAAGUGGAGCUAGCCCCUCCACUGAGAUUCACGGCAAAGGACAACAAGUGUCUCCUCUCUCUUUCAAAAGCAAAAGCACAAGCCCUUUAUUUGAACGUGAGUUACAGGAUGAGUUACAAGAACAGGAAAUGUGUGGGCUGGAUCCUCAUUCAAACACAGUUGCAUCUCCAACCCAUCAGUACAGUCCGAUCAACCUGCCUGAUCCCUCACCUGAAUCCUUAAGAAAAUAUCCAACACCAAGGCAAGUAGACACUGACAAAAUGAUAGAAAUGAAAUCUGAAUCAAUACAUUGUGAGAACCCCUCAAACUCAAUAGCUUGGUCCCAUUCUGAAAUUGCCUCUAAAGUGGAUCAACAUAGUUGCUGGGAGGAAAAUGAAAGACGGAACCCAGAAGCAUUUGAAAGACAAUCGGUAGGUGUGAAGGCACGCCACAGGGGAUUGACAUGCAGGGAAAGCCCCACUGUCAGCCGUGGUGACGGCAGUGGAGAAUAUGACUGCUGGCCAUGGCAGGACAGGGAGGAGGGUAGAAACAGAGAGGGUGAGGAGGGUAAGGCGUCAGUUCAGGGGGAGGGGAGGAGCAGAGAGGCGGGUUACAGAGGAGAACAGGUUGAGCUGUCAUUCAGUGCCAGGAAUAGAAAGGGGCCUGCCAGCUACAGCACAGCUCCCACAAGCAGAGAUCCAAAGCUAGGAAUUCCUUCUCGCGGUUAUUCAGAGUGGCUCCUCGCAACUCGACAGCAACAGAGUAAGAUCAGAGCUCAGACCUUGCAGCAAGAAAACAAGGCUGGUGCCAGGAGGCUAAAACCAGUCCCCCGGAGCAAUAACACUGGGCCUGGCCGCUUCUCCACAGAUCACACUAGUGAGACCUCCAGCAUGGGGAGUGAGUUUGAUGAGGCUGACAGUGAGGUGAAGUGGCUGACAGACGUGGCUUUCAGUAGCCUCUCAAGCCCUCAGGUGGAUUACCUGGACAUGUAUAACUCCAGCCACAGGUCGUCUACAAACGCCUCACAGCCCUCCACUCAGGAGAGCCCUGGUGCAACAGCAUGGCUAUCCUAUGCAGACCUGCGUGGCUCAGGUCAAGGUGAAGGUGACGAUGUCUCACAUCAGCCUUCAUAUGUGCCACCACUGGGUGCCUUGGAUCCCUCGAGGCGCUUUGAGCUGGGAAGUUUUGAGUGUGUAGAUGUGGCUUUAGAGAGCAAAGAGGAGGCAAGGAAAGGCAAAAGAACAGUUCCGAAAAGGCAAAUUCAGCUCAAGAGACGUGACAACAAUGAACCAACGACCAAGGAAAACAUGGAGUGUGCUUUGGAUUCUCCUUCUAUGGAGAGACUUUCUAAGGAUACCUUUGUGCGGCAGCACAGUACACCAGUGACCAUUGAGGAGGAUAUGACAACAGAUGACCCUGAGACAGAUCAGCCGGACCGAAAACAGAAGAUGCAUAAGUCCUUGUCCCUGGAUGAGACAUCAAGCAAAACGAAAAUUGCCUCAUGUCUUCUUAAGAAUGUACUGUCUAAGAAAAUGCAGAGUUUGAGCAACCAAACUACACACGAUAAAGAGGAUUUAAGUCCAUCUGAAGACAUUAGCAAGCCCUUUGAGAGUACAACCCCACCUCCUGAAAGAGAGGACUCUAAACCUGACAAUGAUGGGUCCAGCCAAAUUUCAGACAACAGUCUGCCACCUGUGAAGCCACCAGACAGGGAAGAGCAGAGUCCACCUCAAGUGGCUAAACAGCAAAGAGGUUUUGCGCCCAAAGUGCCUCCAAAGCCGCUGCGUUACACCCUUCCUCCUCUUCCUCAGGAUAUUUCAACGAGGCCUGAACCACAGGACAAAAAAACAGUUAGGAAAGGAAGUCCUCUAGAUGCCACUACAGAGGGCAGAAACAUGGAGAAACGGAAGCCAGAGUAUGGUGGACAGCAGGCGGCUAACGGUAAUCUUGGAGGCAAGCACAGCAGUGACUCAGCGAAUGUCAGUGUCGGGAAUACAGGCACAACUGCCACCCGAGCCCUGGGCAUGCCGAGUGGAAUGAUAAACAGGGACCAGGAACGCCGUGCGAGACCGGAAAAUCAUAAACAACACAGUGGCAGGAGCAUGUUCAUGUCCAAAACGCCAGAAAUAAUGCUAAAGCCCUGUACGCCCAAGGAGAGAAAAAAACAGUCCUCUGUGAAAGUUUCUUUGUCUCCUACUCUGGAGAGAAAAGCUGGUGACAGCCAGGAAAAAGUUCUGGAAGAGAAACAGGAGGAACCCGAAUUAGAGGCAGAGACAGAGCCGACAGAAGAUGAAUGUGACACAAAUAAAAUAAAGAAACCCAUGCAUAAAGUGAGGGAUGUGAGAAGACUUGUUAAAAAUACAUAUAACCUUUCUUUUAAAGCUGCAGCCCCUGCUGAAUCACCACAAGAGAGUGAGCCCCAGUCUCAGGAGGAAACAGUACCAGUGAAACCUGCCCCAAUGCAGAUUCAAUGCAAAGCUAUCAGCAGGAAGGAAAACAAAGAACCCUCUCAAGAAAGUGACAAGCCUGCAGACACCUCAAAGACAGCUGUGGACUCCACAGAUAUGAAGGCACAGACAGGUUCCCCCCACAUCCCCCCAAAGGCAACUCAAGCCAACAAACUGACUUCAGCCUUGCCAAGCAAAGAACAAGACCCUGUUGCCCCAAGAAUGGGCACCAACACUGUUUUAGCUGCAUCCAGUCAAGUAGAGAAAGUCUCAAAUGAGACUGGUCGACACCCAAAACCGAGCAGUUCACCUCAAAUCCCUAGUAAAGUGUCAAAAAUGUUAUUUCAGCCAGAUGGCUCAUCAAAAGGCAUUCCAAAUCCAGACGCCCCACCUUCCCCGCGUUUAGCAGCCACAAGCAGCAGCCACUCUGUAUCUAUGAUACUCAAGGAAAAGGGGAUGCAAGCUGACAUUGGGGUUUGUGACGUUGUCAGUGAAGCUAGUAGCAAUCCUCGUAAACACAUUAACAGGAUUGAGGUGCCACUGCAGACGUCCUGCAUGGAUGACACUCUAGGAGAGACACCCAGAAAGGAGGUAGACUCAGCCCGAAAUUCUGCUGCCUCGUCUCCAAGGCUUGUGCUCAGUGCUGAUAAGACUGUGUCCAAGCAUGGUACCUCCCCAAAGCCACAAGAGCAGGACAAGAACGUUCCUAAAGUAACGUUUGAGGAAAAUCAGCCAUCACUUUCUAGAAAAGUACAGGGACUGACUGACUUAGUAGUUCCAGAGGUUGUCAGCAUCAGCAAAGAAACAGCUUCCCCAGUGGCAACAAGCAAAAGCCAGCUUGUUACAGAAGUGAAGCCUGCAUGUGGGGAAGCGAAUGUACCUGCAUUGCAAAAGAAAUCAAAAGAGAUAGAGCUUCCUAUACAGGUUAGAUCCAUAUCAUAUGACAGGCCUAAACCAGUGCUUCCUACAAAACCAAGCUGCAAGCAGCCCUUGAUAGAAAUAAGGUCGAUAUCAAAUGAAAAAACAAAAGGAGACAAACAACAACCUGCAGUGGAUAGAAAUCAGGGCACAGAAGAAAGAAAGUUUGAAGCAGUUGCUCUUGGUGAGACAAUGACAAAGCCAGCGCCACCAGUCCACACAAAUAAAUUAGCAGUAUCAGCUCGCUCAAGCUACAGGCCUCCCCCAAACAAAAUGGCAGCAGUAUCCAGCUUGACUCAGAAAACAGCCACAGAUGAAUAUUUGAAUGACAAGCAGAUCCAUGAAGUAACCACAUCUCAAGCCAGUAAAACACAGAUGCCAACAGUUGCCACAUCAAGAGUCCCAGGACAACCCAUAAUCUUGUACAAACCAUACUCCGGGGCAUCCAAUAUGCCAGGCCCUCAGGAGCAGGUGAUGCCAGCCAGCACCAGUGGUUCUGUCCAAACAGUGGAGCCACUGAUGGCACAAGCCCCCAGCUACACACAGCAGCUAGCUGUGAAAUCACCUGGCAAUCAGGCUCAGAGAGAGGAUCUCCGUUUCUAUGCUUCAGAUGACCCUCCGAGCUAUGAUGACCGGGAGAGUUUCAGCCCAUACCUCCUGCCAGACUUAGCUUCAAGAAGAGCAAACAGGUACCAUCCAAAUUCCAGGCCUCCUCCAUGCUCUUGCAGCUCAACAUGUUCCUCCCAUCCUGGCCACCCUCGUCUCAGCCCACACACUCGCACUCCUCCCAUGGCCCCUCACUCUCCAGGACAGUCCCUGCCCUACCCCGGGGUCCCACCUCAAGCCCAGGUCCGUCCUCAUCAGUGCAGACCUGACGGUCAACCUCUGACCUACAAACCAGGCUCACCUAAAGCUCCUAUGCUGAACCCUACCCAGCCCCCAGCCAUGUUCCAGCCACUCCACCCCCCGCCUGCCUGCCCUGGGCCACUGCUGCAGCCGUGUGGGGAGGAACGGCAACCUCCUCCUGGUCAGCAUGGGGACCGGCGUCCAGCCCAUCAUCCCACACAGCAGCAGCAGCAGCCACCAGGUGCCAGUAGUGGGCCAUACAGUGACCAUCUUCAUCCAUCCAGCAUGCCCCCCAUGGAGUCUAGACCCCAAUACCUGUGCAGUCCACAAGACCUGGCCUCCUCUUAUGGCCCAGAGUAUGGGAGCGAUGGGACAGGGGGUGGUAAUGUCAUGUACCCAGACAGUGCUGGGGGACUUGGGUAUGGACAAGGAGGCCCUCGCCGUGUUCUUCUAGACCCUGACACAGGGAAGUAUUUUUACAUUGAGGUGCCUAUGCAGCCCCUUAGAAAGAUGCUGUUUGACCCAGAGACUGGCCAGUACGUGGAGGUGCUAAUCCCACAGCAGGCUCUGUCACACUCUGGCCUGUAUCCCCCUCCUGCGGCCCCAUACUCCUCCCUGCAUGGGCCAAGUAUGUAUGCCCCUCAGUACCUCCCUUACCCUGUCCCAACUCAUCCCCAAGCUACUCACCCUCCUCGAAAUCCUGAGCCCCCGGUCCCCACAACGCUUCAUCAAAACAGCAUGGGUUACGGAACUCCAGGAGGCCAGGUGCCAAAGUCUGAGCUGCAAAACCAGCCACCUCUGGAUCAGGGCUACCUGGAAAGCAUGUAUUAUAUUCCAACGGGAAUGAAUGCAAGCCCAAACCCCACACCGUCUGACUGCUAUCAUAAGCCCUCUAACUUGCCUACUUCAGGGAGUAGAAGAUCUUGAGCUAAAGGACUUGAACUGCUCCCAGUUGUGUGGAGAGUAAAUGAAUGAAUGAAUAAAUUGAGAGGCCUUACCUGUCCCUAGGGUAAUAGCAGAAAUUACUUUGUGUUAGAAAAUGUUGUUUGUACCUUAAAUGAGAAUAUUUCAUUAUAUUAAAUUAUUGAUAGGUCCCCAUAUUUUUCACUUGGAGUAGGCUACACAUUCUGUCACUGCAAAUCACAUUACCCCCAUGCAAGCACUUUUCGAGUUUUUUUUUUUUUUUUUUUUAGUUUUUUGUUGUUGAUGGAAUUCAAUUUGUGUGCACAUGAAUUAAGCAGUAAAUGUCAUCACUUACUGAAUGUUUUAAGGAAUAAAGUUGCUGUGUAGAUUUAUAUAUAUAAUGUUUGGAUAAAAGUUUUACACAUUAAUUAAUUCUGUUUAUUGCCCUUCCUGAAAUUCAAAUGGCUGUUAAACCACAUUUAUCCAAUAAAGAA